AUGGACCGCGACGACGCCGCCUCCGUGUUCCAGCCUACGCGCGGCGCGGUGACCUCGUCCUCGCUCUCGACAUCAUCAUUGUCGUCCGCAUCGCCUCCCCCGGCGUCAACGUCUGCCUCGCCAACGGCGCCCACCACUACACCCGUUGCUGCCACGGCCGCGCCCCUCGCCCGCUCCGUCUCGCAGACGUCGGCGGCCUCGUCCACGCGCAGCCACCGCUCGAUACGACGAGGCGGCGGAGGCGGCAGCCGCCGCACCAGCAGCCGCGUGCCCACGCGCUCGUCGUCACAGAACCCGCAGCCGCACGCCGGAUCCAGCUCGGCCAGCGUGACUUCGGAGGACAACAAGUCGCUGACGUCGUUCCCGUCCUUUUCGCCCAAAGCGCCGUCAACCGCAUCGCCGCCGCUGUUGCCAACGCCGCAACGGCCUCGUCUGACUGGUCCGACGGCCUCGACGGCGUCGCUUGUCGACAGUCUGUUGGCCGACGACGGCCGGGCGCUCCUCCCCGUCACGGGCCCGUCCACGUCGACGGCCUCGACGUCGUCUGUCGCCGCUGCGGUCCCGCCAGCCGCGUCGUCGUCGUCGUCCGCCGCACGCAGCGCCCUCUUUGACGACAGCGACGCCCCCGCCAUCAACUACGGCGACCUGCACCUCGCCGACGACGCCCAUGUCGCCCGCCUCGUUGGCAGGCAUGGCGCCAUCGCUCUCGUGCGCCAGCUGGCCGAGGACCUGGCCCGCCGUGACACGCAGGUGGCCGCCCUGCGCGCCCGCGCCGCCGACCGCGAACGCUUCCUGCGCAAGAUCAUUCUGGAGUGCGGUCUGUCGAGUCUGGACCUGGCCACGCGCCUCCGCGCGCUCGAGCAGGAACAGGAGGCGCGCCUGGCUGCGGCGGCCGCCAACACGUCCAUCCCGGCGUCGCACGCCCGUCGCGUGUCCGAUCUGCUCGGCGACGCCAUGUCCGACGACCACAGCCCGCGGCAGGCCAGCAGCGACUACUACUACAACGACGCGACCAUUCGGGCGGCGUCGGCGGCGUUGGCGUCUUCGUCGUCAAGUGUGAAAACGAAAAACAAUGGAAACAACAAGACGGCCACGUCGGCCGGCACGACCAAGGGCUGGAAGGACUACCUCUGGGGCGGCACGACGAAGAAAGCCGGCAGCGGCAGUGGCAGCGCGCACACGCCUCCGACACAGCCAAGCACACAAAGGGGGACGGCGACCAUUCGUGUGACACCCGGUGGCGAGCGGCGGCCGACCAUUCGCGACGACCUCUUCCAACCGCCCACGGCACCGACCGACGCAGCGGAUCCCACAAAUGCCGCAACAGACGACAGCGCAAGGCCGACCCGCAGCACCAGCCGCGCGUCCAGUGUCGCCUCAGCCGCCACAUCGCAGUCGGGACGCAAGCCGUCCUUGGCGAGCCUCGCUCUGCGUCUUGUGGGCGGCGGCAGUGACACGCCGCAGGACUCUGGCGAAAGCACGUCCGCCUCGGCAGCCGCGUCGCUGCGUAACGCGUCAGGCGCUACCAACCGCCGACCUGGACCACCAUCCACCACUCUUGGUCGCUCAACGCGAGCCUCCACUCUCCAAAGUGGCAACAACAAUAACAGCAACAACAGCAACAACAGCAACAACAACAGCGGCAGCGUCGGGCCCAAGUCGCUCAUGGCCAUGCGCCGCUCCACGUCGUCCGCCGUCCUCAACGGUGCCGGGGCCGUGGCCGCACUCAAUGGCAGUGCCGCGCCUCAGGCCAUCCCGAGCCGCGGGGUCGGCGGUGCCGGAGCCGGCAGAAACAAGACCAAUGGCAACGGCCACAAGCACCAGGACAGCAGUGGCGGCGGCGGCAGCAGCAGCGGUGCCGCCAACGAGCGCUGGGGCGGUGAGAUGAUGGACGCCAGCCCGUCCAGCGACGGGGCCGCUAUGCGUAGGACGACCUACUUCCCCGUCGAGAUGGACACCAUCCUGCCGCUCGACGUCCAGCCGCCCACUCUGACCCACAUGUACAACCGCUACAACAGCUCGGGCCACUUGAUUGACCGCUUCGGCUUCAUCUACGACCAGCGCCGCAAGAAGCGCCAGCGGGAGGCCGCACAGGUCGCCCAAGUGGCGCGCCAUGCCAAACGCGGCAGCCGCCACUCGGAGAUGCUCGACACCGCGGGCGGGCGUGUCAGCCGCAACGGCCGUCCGUCACCACCACACGUUGGCGGCGGUGAUGACGACGAUGCAGUGGACACGGCGGUCCGCGUCCCCGACGAUGACCAGGCCAGCACGGGCGACGCCAGUUCGCUCAAGAACGACAACAUCAAUGACCACGACGCAGAUAGUACACACCGCCCGCCCAGUGUGAACUUGGCCUCCACGCCAGGACCCGACAAGGACUCUCAGACGUCUGCUGCGCCCGGCGGUGUUCCGAAGCGCUGGCAGGAUUACCUCAAGAUCGCCACCUUCCCGACCGAGCUUCUCUCUCACACGCCCGCCAUGAACGACACGCGCAUCGAGGUCAUUACGGAAGACGGCAGCAGCACGGUGUCUGGCGAUGUCUCGGGUGACGCGGCCGGGCCCAAGUCGCCGGGCUUUAUCACCUCGGACGGUCGCGGCUUUGUGCCGCCGUCGACAGGCGCCAUGGCAGCCGCCACGACAGCGGCCACGACGACAAACACGACCGCCGGCGCGGCCGCUGUCGCCCUCGACACGGACUCCAUCGCAUCGAGCACCAACACCACCGACACGGCUGCCGACCAAAAGAAGCUCACAAAGAAACGGCCUCCACUGUCGUCGCAGGCGCCGCCAACGCCCGCCAAAGAAGACGUCGAGCCCGUUCGUCUCCUGCUUCAGCAACUCAGCGAACUGCAUGAUGCACUCCAAAAAGAGCGCACCGUCCGCUGGAACGAGUUCCUGCGCAAAGUUCGCGCCGAGCGCCGCCGCGAGGGCGAGAUGAUGGCCUUGGCGGCCGCCGAGAACAUCCACAGCGGCAGCGGCAGCAACGGCGGCGGCGCCAAAGCGACCAUGGCGAUGACCCGGGCCAGCAUGCCCGAGACGCGCCUAGCCGACGGCGAGAUUGUCGGCGUCGCUGGCCUCGGCAACAAGGGCAAGCUCGGCCGCGCCAAGUGGAACGAGUUUCGAGCGCUGGUCCUGGGCGGCAUCCCCGUCCUUUUGCGCGCCAAGGUCUGGUCCGAGUGCACGGGCGCCACCAGCCUGCGCGUCCCCGGCGCCUACGACGACUUGGUCGCGGGCCGUGAUCCGGCCGCCGAUGCCGAGGACCCCGACGUCGUCGCCCAGAUCCAGGCCGACAUCCACCGCACGCUGACCGACAACAUCUUCUUUCGCGAGGGCCCCGGCACCGCCAAGCUCAACGAGGUGCUCCUGGCCUAUGCCCGGCGCAACCCGGACGUCGGCUACUGCCAGGGCAUGAACCUGAUUGCGGCCAACCUGCUGCUCGUCACCCCCUCGGCCGAAGACGCCUUUUGGCUGCUCGCCAGCAUCGUCGAGACCAUCCUGCCCGUCGGCUACUACGACCACUCCCUCGCGGCCAGCCGCGCCGACCAGCAGGUCCUGCGCGCGUACGUCGCCGACGUGCUGCCGCGCUUGUCGGCGCACUUUGACGCGCUGUCGAUUGACCUCGAGACCAUGACCUUCCAGUGGUUCCUGUCCGUCUUCACCGACUGCCUGUCGGCCGAGGUGCUGUUCCGCGUCUGGGACGUCGUCUUUUGCUUGAAUGACGGCAGCGUCUUCCUCUUCCAGGUCGCCCUCGCCCUGCUCAAGCUCAACGAGGCCGCCCUGCUGCGCUGCGAGACCCCCGCCGAGAUCUACACCUACAUCAACCACCAAAUGACCAACCACGCCAUCAGCAUCGACGGCCUCGUCCAGGCGUCCGAGGCGCUGCGCAAGCUGGUGCGCCGCGAGGACGUCGAGGCCCGUCGGGCCGCGGCCAUGGACGCCGAGCGCGCACUCGUGGCCGCCCGCGCGGCCGCCGUGGCCGAAGCCAAGGCGUCGCGGCAGCAAAAGCUGGCUGCCCGAGACGUGGCGGCGGCCGCCGCGGCUACGGAGACGGCAGUGACAACGCCAGUCGACGCGGGACCAACCGACUAG
This is a messenger RNA of Sporothrix brasiliensis 5110, 4089 nucleotides long. Its product is annotated as tbc domain protein. The transcript has a single exon. The coding region runs from base 1 to 4089 and encodes 1362 amino acids. The record is from RefSeq and is a predicted model, not a curated record. NCBI's taxonomy places the organism in Eukaryota, Fungi, Ascomycota, Sordariomycetes, Ophiostomatales, Ophiostomataceae.